Messenger RNA from Humulus lupulus (European hop), 1426 nucleotides. RefSeq lists its product as uncharacterized. The record is from RefSeq and is a predicted model, not a curated record. Lineage: Eukaryota; Viridiplantae; Streptophyta; Magnoliopsida; Rosales; Cannabaceae. Gene Ontology annotation, molecular function: quinone reductase (NADPH) activity. The transcript is spliced from 5 exons. The coding region runs from base 82 to 1287 and encodes 401 amino acids. Gene Ontology annotation, biological process: cellular response to oxidative stress. Gene Ontology annotation, cellular component: cytoplasm; cytosol.
GCGAGGAGGCAAUAAAGACCAUUUUGGACCAUUACGCUAGUCACUAAUUUAUCAUUAAUCAUUAUUAAACUUAAGAAUUUGAUGGCUUUCUUGAAGCUGAAACUUGACAUUCAGCCGAUCCAACAGCUUCUACCGACCCACUUGGUUUCAUCCCAUCUCAAUCAAAGCUCAAAACUUUUUCCCAAGUACACCACCAACUGCUACAAAAUCAGCUCUACUUCGUCAACACUUGGAACCCAAAAAUUUGCAGUGAGAGCACUCUCCACUCCAGCACCAUCACCAGUGGAAAUGGGCAAAGCUAUUAGGGUUCAUGAACAUGGUGGACCUGAGGUCUUAAAAUGGGAGGAUGUGGAAAUAGGAGAACCAAAAGAGGGCGAAAUUCGUGUGAAAAACAAGGCCAUUGGGCUGAAUUUCAUUGAUGUCUACUUCCGUAGAGGAUUUUAUAAGGUUGAUACAAUGCCCUUCACUCCAGGAAUGGAGGCUUGUGGUGUUGUGACAGCAGUUGGCCCUGGACUAACGGGCAGGCAAGUUGGUGAUCUUGUAGCCUAUGCUGGAAGUCGAGGGGGCUCUCAUGUUGGAAGUCCAUUGGGCUCUUAUACUGAAGAGCAGAUCCUUCCUGCAGACAAAGUUGUUCCUGUUCCUGAAUCUAUUGCUCCCGUCAUUGCUGCGUCUGUCAUUCUUAAGGGCAUGACGGCUCAGUUUCUACUCCGUCGUUGUUUCAAGGUUGAGCCUGGACACACCAUUCUUGUUCAUGCUGCAGCUGGUGGAGUUGGAUCUCUAUUGUGCCAGUGGGCCAAUGCUCUUGGCGCUACUGUAAUUGGAACUGUCUCAACCAAGGAAAAAGCUGCUCUAGCCAAGGAUGAUGGAGCUCACCAUGUCAUAGUGUACAAGGAAGAAGAUUUUGUUGGUCGUGUGAAUGAGAUUACAUCGGGCAAUGGGGUCCAUGUUGUCUAUGACUCUGUGGGAAAGGAUACCUUUGAGGGCUCAUUGGCAUGCUUAAAACUUCGAGGAUACAUGGUGAGUUAUGGACAGUCAUCAGGGACACCUGAUCCGGUACCAUUAUCAGCUAUUGCAGAAAAAUCUUUGUUCUUGGCAAGGCCGGCUCUCUUUCAAUACAAUGUAUCCCGAGAUGAGUUAUUGGCAGCUGCAGGCGAGGUCUUUGCUAAUGUUGCAUCAGGUGUUCUGCGAGUUCGAGUAAAUCACACAUACCCUCUGUCUGAAGCACCUCGGGCACAUGCAGACCUCGAAGAUCGAAGAACAACUGGUUCAGUUGUUUUGAUACCAUAAGUAAGAGCUUAAUUUUUAUCAUUGUGAUACCUUUCGGAAAGAGCUUGUUCAUUUGAAAGGACAUGGACAUGUAUGAAAAAUAUGCUAGCAAAACUAGCACAUAUAUAAUAAAAUGGAUUGCAUCUAGUCUUUUGCUGAA